AUGGCCGGUCAAGCAAUAGCAGCCGUUUUAGGUAUUUUGCUCGCGCUGGCAUUGCUGGAGCCGACGGCGGCCGCCGGCCUGAAGUUCACCACGCACGACCUCCGCUCGGAGAAGGCUGUGAGGCAGCUUUACGAGCGCUGGUGCAAGCACUUUAAAGUAGUGCGCAAGCAAGAAGAGAAGGUCCACCGCUUCGCCAACUUCAACCAGACGGUGCACCACGUCGCAUCCCAUACUGUUCGAGUUGCAGACGAGCCUCUGCGACUCAACGGUUUCGCGGACGCGACAUGGGCAGAACUUGAAGCGUGCAGGUGUCGCAUGACUCCGGAGGGACGCCGCAACCUCGCACCUGUGCCCGUCAAAAGGCGCGGCGGUGACGGGAACCUCACGCUCCCAGACAGCAUCGACUGGACUAGCAGGAUAUGCGGCCAAGGCCGGCCGUGCAUAAGUCCAGUCAGGAACCAGUUUUUAUGCGGCUCCUGCUGGGCGUUCGCCGCGACGGCGGCGAUCGAGAGCCACCUCGCCAUCAGACCAGAGGCGAGCAUAAUAGUGCAGCUUUCGGAGCAGGAGCUAGUUGACUGCGAUCACGCAAGCCAUGGUUGCAAAGGCGGAUUAGCCAUCAAGGCCUUCAACUAUAUCAACCAAAAUGGCAUCACGUCGCGGCAGAACUACCCUUAUAGAACUUUUCAGCGGGAGAAUGGUACGUGCUUAGCUAGGACCACACCGCGCACAAACAUAACCAUGAUCGGGUGGACACAGCUAGAGCCGCAUAAUGAGUACGAGCUCCUAGCGCAAGUUACCUCCGCUCUGGUCGUCGUCGCCAUCUCCAUCGGAGAUAACAACACCGAGUUCAGGGGCUACGCGGGCGGCAUGUACUGGGGCAAGUGCGGAACUAAGAUCGAUCAUGAGCUCUUGCUCGUGGGUUACGACCCCGACUCCUACCUUCUGAAGAAUUCUUGGGGACAAUCAUGGGGGGAUUUCGGCUACCUCUUACUUCCUAGGACUCAUAAUUGCGGGAUCCUCGAGAGGGGUGGCUCUUACCCUGUGAUGGGUUGGGACUAG
Panicum hallii is the source of this 1059-nucleotide messenger RNA. Its product is annotated as ervatamin-C-like. Gene Ontology annotation, molecular function: cysteine-type endopeptidase activity. Bases 1 to 1059 code for a protein of 352 amino acids. The record is from RefSeq and is a predicted model, not a curated record. The transcript has 2 exons. Lineage: Eukaryota; Viridiplantae; Streptophyta; Magnoliopsida; Poales; Poaceae. Gene Ontology annotation, cellular component: lysosome.